AUGGAACAAAAUACUUCUAGAUCCAAUUCAUAUCCUGAUGAACCACCUCCGGCAAAGUCCCGACGUAUAGCUCGGGCGUGCUUACAAUGCCGUGGGCGUAAACAGCGCUGUCUGCCUUUGGGAGAGAAUGCAGGCUUCGGCGUCGCUUGCAGGCGAUGCAAGCGUCAUGGGGUGGCGUGCUCUUUUGAAGCGGAUCAGGAUCCAAUAGUCGCGGCUGGCGCUGAUGCCAGUUUGUUGGGCAGCAUCGAAGAUCGUCUGAAAGAUCAUGAGCGUCGCUUAGCAAAGCUCGAAACGAAAAGGCCUCGGCCUCUUCACGGCGACUCUCAAAUUCGUUCUCCUAGCCCUCUUCUCUCUACGGCCCUCAGUCAAGAGGAACUAGGUAGUAGUGGACCAAGAGAGGCUCCCGCAGGGUCUCCCUUCGACCGGAGUCCGUGGGAUGACCGCCAGCAAGUUUCCAACAUAGACGCCGUCGACUUGGGCCCUCCCAUAUCCACGCUUCGCAGCCUUGGAGCUAUGCAUGGGUACCAACGAGCCUUCGAGUUAGAAAACAGUGCUUUAAAUACGACGAGAAGUUAUGAGCAAGCAGCACAAUACGGACCGUACGAUCCGAUCUCUAAUGGCAUAUUGACUAUGAACGAAGCUUCUCGAGCUAUAUAUGUAUUCUUCCAUCACUGUCAUCCGAUGGCACCAGUGUUGAGUGAAAGCCUACAAUCACAGGCAGGAGCCCUGAGAGCCGAGAGACCGAUGCUAUUUUUGACCCUUUGUUCGAUAGGGACUCGAUUCUGGCACACCAACGAUACCAUUACACAUAAUUGGCCAGCAUGGCAUCCCAAAUGUUCAGAGCUUGCUGUACUACUCGACAAAGCAGUCUCACAACUAUUGCUACGACCCACUCCUCAUGAUGUUCACCUCGACUCGGUGGUCGUGCUCUUACUUUAUGCACAAUGGAUGCCUUACGGCAAGCAAGCGUUCCAAGACUCAGAUAAUCGCAGUCAAGCAACUAGACUAAAACGGCCGUUGAGUCGCUAUAACGAUAUCAGCGCCUGGGCAGUGCUUGGGUUAGCCGCCAGAUAUGCUGCAAUACUUGAUCUUGGGCGAGGGGCCAUUGCUCCUUUCAGACGACCUCAACCGACCAUCACACAUGACGACAUGUCGAAACUUAGGAUUUGGUUCAACCUACUGACCUGUGACUGGAAUUUGAUGCUCUCUUCUUCUCUUCCAUCCACUCUCGACCCGACAGAGGGUGCUACUAUUGCACGAACUUUUGGCGCACACCCUAUCGCGCAGCAGCCAAAUGACCUACGAUAUGCAGCGUUGGUGGAGCUUGUCUCCAUAUCACACAGUGUUCUUGAGACCAACAAAGAGUUUACAGCUCGGCGACUGAACGCUGUUGGCCUUCGCAAAUUCAAUAUCGCAUGUGACGAUUGGGAAAGACAUUGGAAACCAAUACUUCGUUCCACUCAUUUUCAACAUGUCCAUCUACCAUUUACUUCGCUACGGUGGUGCCGGCUUGCGCUCAACAGUGCAGUUCUAGGUCCAUAUUUGAGUUCAAUCACUCAAGAUAGUAUACAGCCGUCGCAUUUGUGGGUUCUAGAAGCCCUCGAGACUAGCCUCACAGCAGCGAUACAGAUCAUAUUUUGUGUAUCAACUCUCGGCCAUGACCAGGUAUGGAGUCUUGAUGCGCAAAAUACAUCAACAGUCCCUAUCGAGCCGUUUGUAGUCGACAAGGUCACUCUCGAGCGCCUCAGUUAUGCUGUGGACUCUACGUGGGUGUCCUACACUUUUGCCGUGACCUUUUUGGCAUUUUGUUACGUGAAAGGAGCGGUUAACGAUGAGCUGCGUCUGCGAUGCUUGACAUCUGCAAGCUCGACUCACAAUGUAGCCCCACAAUCACCUCGAACGUCUUCCCUUCUCGCUAGGCUUCUUCGACUAGCCCUUGACCUGUUCGACACGAUGUGCCAAGGUUCAACUUUUCCUUUAGCACAAGAGUUACAAGGUGUUGUUAAAGACUGCGUGCUACUUCUGCUCACAGAAGACGGUGACAAUCGGAAUAACGGGGACCAGGUUGACACCACCGGCGUGCAGUCGUUGUUUGAUCAAAUGAUGGAUCCAGGGUUUGAAUGGCCAGUCUUCACUGAGGACUGGGAUAUUGAAGGGGGGACACCGUUGAUCUAA
This is a messenger RNA of Exophiala oligosperma, 2175 nucleotides long. RefSeq lists its product as uncharacterized. NCBI's taxonomy places the organism in Eukaryota, Fungi, Ascomycota, Eurotiomycetes, Chaetothyriales, Herpotrichiellaceae. The record is from RefSeq and is a predicted model, not a curated record. Gene Ontology annotation, biological process: regulation of DNA-templated transcription. Gene Ontology annotation, cellular component: nucleus. Gene Ontology annotation, molecular function: DNA-binding transcription factor activity, RNA polymerase II-specific; transcription cis-regulatory region binding; zinc ion binding. The transcript is spliced from 11 exons. The coding region runs from base 1 to 2175 and encodes 724 amino acids.